This is a messenger RNA of Oreochromis niloticus (Nile tilapia), 10063 nucleotides long. Its product is annotated as probable G-protein coupled receptor 173. Bases 1182 to 2381 code for a protein of 399 amino acids. The transcript is spliced from 2 exons. Gene Ontology annotation, biological process: G protein-coupled receptor signaling pathway. Gene Ontology annotation, cellular component: plasma membrane. Gene Ontology annotation, molecular function: G protein-coupled receptor activity. NCBI's taxonomy places the organism in Eukaryota, Metazoa, Chordata, Actinopteri, Cichliformes, Cichlidae. The record is from RefSeq and is a predicted model, not a curated record.
CGAAUAAAACCGACGGUUUCCGCGAAUGUGCGAGCUGCCUCCUUGCAAGCAGCCAUAAUUGGGAUUAUUCAGGAAUAAUUCGCCUAAUCCAGCCGUGCUGUUUUUGUUUUUGUUUUUCCUAUUUUUUCAUUUGAUUUCGACAGCGUCUGCGAUGUGAAGCCCUCUGUGCCGUCGCUGGAUUUGUCCAAAAAUCAUGUAUUUGUUCUGUCACGGAGGCUUUUAUUUUGGACCAUUAAGAUGUAGUCCACCUUCGCUGGACAGCAAAACAAAGACUGCAUAUUAACAGUUCAGGGUAAAUACAUCGCCUUUUACGCCGAAAGAUGGGGAAAAGAGACGUAUCGCGGCUGUUGUCUGUGUGGACUAAUUGUCCUGGUGCCACUAGUCAAUAUAAAUGCCAAGACGAUUCAUUUAGGGGAUGCGCGAUCUUUUUUUCCUCUCUAACGUUUGUGGGUGGGUUAUUAUAAGCAUUGAAAAUCUGACAUCAUUUGGAUAUAUGAACAGAGCAAGAUAUGUUAUUUUUCCACCGCGUGUGUUUCUAGGCUUCUGGAAACCCAUCCUCGACGUGAUGCAACAUAAAAUCUGUUUUCUCGGAUGAUAUUCAGACACCAAAUGAGCACCUUCUUCUCCAUGAAAAUGUAAAAGGGUGGCGGUGGAUUUUUUUUUGUGUGUGUGUGUGAGUGUUUUUUGUAUGCAUAUCUUUUAAAUGUGGCUUUACAUCAGUCCUCAUUCUGGAUUUUUUUUUUUUUUUUGAUCAGCUGUUGAUUAUUAGGUAGCCUCUGCCCGUCUUAUGUUUAUUAAAUGUUGCUCAGUUCGCUUUCCUCGCGAUGGAUUUAUGCAUAACAGGUGUUGUUUGAGCCUGAGAGCACACAGCAAGACCAUGCAGCUUUAUUAUGUGCUUUUCUCUCCAUUUAACGAACACUGAAGCAAAGCGACUGGGAUCCCUUUUUUUGUUUUUUUUUGCUUCUCUUUUUUUACCGUGAGGAAAGAAAGGAUGCAAAAAUGAGGGGAUGAAAGGUGGCGAGGUUGUGGACAAAGAGGAAAGAUGAUUCUGUCUUGUAGAAAAGAUCCUUACGGCCUCUCCUUGUAAAGACGAGAGAGCCGUGGGAGACGACGGCUGUAGGAGGAUCUGUACUGUUUUUAAAGGGGCCCAAACCAGGCAGGCUCUUGUGGAAGGGGAAAGAAUGGCUAACCAGAGCUUUGCCAUCGAUGGCCCUGGCAGUUUGCUGGCUGUGCUGGCCUCUCAGAGUGGACUAGCAAGGGGCGGCAGCAGCAGUGACAGCAGCAACAACAAUGGAGGAAUCUCUGCCACAGAUGUGUCUGCCUACUUUAAGCUGGUCUUCUUGGGGUUGAUCAUCUGUGUCAGUCUUGUAGGCAACCUCUUGGUCUCCCUGCUGGUCCUGCGAGACAGGACGCUUCACAAGGCUCCCUAUUUCUUUCUUCUGGACCUGUGCCUGGCCGAUGCAGUUCGCUCUGCUGCCUGCUUCCCCUUCGUGCUGGUUUCCGUCCACAACAGCUCGGCCUGGACUUACAGUGCCUUGAGUUGUAAAGUUGUGGCUUUUAUGGCUGUGCUGUUUUGUUUUCACGCUGCCUUCAUGCUGUUUUGUGUGGCUGUCACUCGCUACCUUGCCAUUGCCCACCACCGAUUUUACGCCAAACGUAUGACCAUCUGGACCUGUGCCGCCAUCAUAUGCAUGGUGUGGACUCUGGCAGUCGCCAUGGCGUUCCCACCCGUCUUUGACGUGGGGACUUAUAAGUUCAUUCGUGAUGAGGAUCAGUGCAUUUUUGAACACCGCUACCUGAAGACCAACGACACCCUGGGUUUCAUGCUCAUGCUGGCUGUGGUGGUCCUGGCUACUCAUGGCUUCUACGCCAAGCUGCUGCUGUUUGAAUACAGGCACCGCAAGAUGAAACCUGUCCAGCUGGUGCCCGCUAUCAGCCAGAACUGGACCUUCCACGGUCCCGGGGCCACAGGUCAAGCUGCAGCUAACUGGAUCGCAGGGUUCGGUCGUGGUCCCAUGCCACCUACUCUGUUGGGCAUCAGGCAAAAUUUACACAAUCAGCACCGGCGGCUGCUGGGGAUGGAGGAGGUGCGAUCAGAGAGGAGGCUGGGCAGGAUGUUCUACACCAUCACCCUGCUCUUCCUGGUCCUCUGGGCACCGUACAUCGUGGCGUGCUUCUGGAGGGUGUUCGUAAAGUCCUGCACCAUCCCUCAUAGGUACCUUUCCAUCACAGUGUGGAUGAGCUUCGCCCAGGCCGGAGUGAACCCCAUCUUCUGCCUCCUGCUGAACGAGGACCUGAGGAAAGUGCUGAGAGCUCAUCUGCCUACUUACUGGAGGACUAAACAACACCUGCCCCAGGAUGAGGCCUACUGCAUCAUGUGAGAUUAAAAUGAGCCUAAAGAGGGGGAAUUUGGAGAGCAGAAGGGUUGCAAUGCACCUUGCUUAAGUGUCAAUGUCUGUUUUGUUGUUUUGCACAACAAAAUCCAAAUUUUGCUAACAAAUGCAGGCACAGUGCCGAUAUCUGAAGAAUGUUUAUAUGUGAAAAAAUGUAUGAGUUGCAAAGGUUUGGAUAGGGCAGUAGAAAUGCAAAUGGUAACAAGGUUAAGGGUUUGUACCGUUUGACGGACUGUAUAAUUAAUAAAUUGGAAAGAUCACAACAAUCACCGCUCCAGCUAAGUGUGUCAGAUGCCAUUUUAAAAUAACGUUGCCUUAUUUCAGAGGGACACGCCCCAGAGCUUUCAGCUGAGAAUGCGUUUCUGUGUCACAUAAGGCACAAAACAGACACAGAGAGGCUUGAAAUCCUUGAAGAAAUGUGCCGUGGACUGUGAAUAGAAAGUGUUGAUCAGAGCGUUACUAACUCUGAAACACAUCAAGGAACUCAAAGGGUCUAAAUGGAUUGAUAGACCACCCUGGACGCCUUUUCAUGUAAUUCAAAAGAGACUGCAGAAUAUCAAGUGGACUCAAUAACCUUGGAUACAUUUAAAUAGCUGUUGUGAUCCCAGAAGCCCCUAACAUGCUUGAUUUUUUUGGACUUGAUUUAGGGCGUGUCAGGUUUCUUUGUAUCAUAAAAAAAAAAUUGCCUGUUUUCCUUUAUUUGUAAACAAUACAUGUUAAGCAGAUGACACUAUUUUGAAAUAUGACUUGAUUUCAUAUUGUAUAGACCGUACAGGAAUCUAUAUUCCUGUUUGUGUUUUUAUAGAGCAUUUGUGUGUAUGUGUGUGAAAAAGAAAAAAAAGGCAGAAAGAAAAAAAAUGCAGAGGGAAGUGGAAGGAGACAGAAAGAAAUAAUGAUGAUAGAAAAGGUUCCAGUAACACUGAGUCAAUAUGAAAGCAGCCUCAUCUUGUGGUCUCAAAAUCAUGGAAAAUUGAGCAAUCUCAUCAUAUGGAAAUUUAUCCUUCAAAUGGAUUUUUAAGCUGGAUUUUUAAUGCUAAUGUGCAAGCAAUUGUGAAAUACAGAUGGAUAAUGAAAAAAAGGGAGACAGAAUAAUUAGAAAACAACAGUUGUACAUUGAAAAUAGGCCAUAGGAUUUAAUGACUUGAAUGAUGAUGUAUAUUACGUUAUUUGGAAAAAAAAAAACAUUAGGAAGUGUACAUUUAUUUGCAAAUGACGAUCUUGGGAAUGUUUUAAAGUGCUGUUUUGCUCUCACCAGAAUACAAAAAAAAAAAAAGAGAGAAAAUGAAGUGGCACUUAAUUUGAAUGAAACUUGAAUGUUACCGGGCCAUCUUAUAUCCCCCCCCACCCCCGAACAUUAAAGCCAGCACUUGAGUGUCUGGAUCACAGUAUGUUUAAAUCCAAACAUCUUCAGGUUGUAUACGACCCCCAAUUUGUGUGGUGUAUGAAAACUGGCUUAGACUACACUGAAUUGUCUCUCCAAAUUACAAUUCAUGUGACACAAAUGUCUGACCUACAAUAUGUUAGGCAUAGAUAUACACGUGCAGUCAAUUUUUUUUAAAUGUGGACACUUGCACAGCAUACUGUACUAAGCAUGCAUUCCACUGCAUUUCAUAGAUUCAAAACUGGGGAUUACAACUUGUACAGAUGUUGUUAUGGAAAGAAAAAGUGAAAAGUGAACAGAGGUCCAUAAUUUUUACGUCUGGCAUUCCCUCGCGAGAUGAUAUUCUGUAACUGUACAGUUUAACUGAGUUGGUUCUUUUGCCCACUCAUCAAUAAAGACUCUACUUUUGAUGCAUUCUGAUUUAUGACCUGUCUCGAUUGCGACGCGGGCCCAGUGGACAGCACUUUACACAAAAUAGGCCACUUAACAGUUUGUGCAGCACAAAUUGCACCCUGUGUCCAUUGUUGUUCUCGAACACAUACAAAAAAAGCUGAAUUUAUGACACAUCGGUCUAUCAUUGUACACUUCACUGGAUGAAAUGAAAAAGUCAUCCCCUCCACUGAGCACUGACCAACAACCACUAUACAGUCAAAAAGCUUUGUGAUUUUCUUCUCCAGUAGCAUUUCAGACCUGUGGAGACAGGUGUCACAAAAAAAAGAACUGAAAACAUAAAAUAUAUGGACAAAAGUACCAGCCCACCUACACGUCACACCUGCAGGAGCUUCUCAGCCAUGAAAACCAAAAACCAUAAAGCUCCUGGUCCACAGUUUUAAUGCCAGAGAGGGUUUGUAACUCUAAAUGGGACUGAAAACACCUGAUAGGCCCAUACAGUGCAUCACUGAAUUAUGAGUAUGUGGAGCUUCAUAAAAAGGCAGCUUAAAUGCUCAUUUCCACCUCCAUAUGUUUAUUCAAAGCCUCUUCAGGAGAAGCUCUGGAUGAUUCAGUGUUAGAAAUAAUCCCUAUUUAUUUAAUACUUGGUUCAUCAUCUUGGUGACAUCACAGAGAGCCAAAGGUAGCAGAAAUGUAAGAAAGAGAGCAUUUAGAUCAGUUGAAGCCUGAGCUUUUGGAUCACAGACAUUACUUGCAAAUAUGCUACCCCUAUCCUUGACGCUAAUAUGAGCGUCUUCUAUUGUAACAGUGCAUACAUGCAGAAAAUAAGGAAAAUCCAAACUGGCCUUUUUGAAUAUAAUGAAACAUUCCUGCAAUAAAACCAAAGGUCACAUUAUGCAACUCUAGGAUGUUCAUAAGGUCACUAUAAAGUGUUGUUUAUACCAGACGAAGCUAAUCUUUAAGGUUCAAAGUGUACUCAACUGAAUGAAUGAAACUGAUCCAUUUGAAAGUGGAAGACGGUGUUAUUUUCUUUUUUCAAAUGUUAAAAAAGUCUCAAUUCUCACAAUGAAACAGCAAAAAAAUCUGACAAAUAAUGCAUAAAUAUACUAAUGGUCAUGCACAGGAGUAACCUCUGGAGAUGAUGGGUUGCAGUAAUUUCAUAAUCAUUAGUAUUUCUGUAUUGGUUAGAUUGUAUGGUGCAUUCUAAAAGAUAACAAUUAAUACAGCAGAAAACUGAAAAAACAGCCACUGUAUAAAUUAUGUAAAUUAAAAGUAGCUUUUUCUUUCUGCUACCCUUUUCAAGUGGCAGCUGUUGAAUCUUUUGUGCAAACUGCAGAAAGGGUUUUAAGGGGUAUCUAAUCCCUCAAAAGACCAGAAAAACACAUUUUAUAUUUUAAAACGGGCAGAAUUAGUGCUCAUGCUAAGAUAUUUGGAUCUAUAUCCUGGAUAUAAGGAUCUAAAGAAUAGUAGACAUACGAUCAUAGAAAAUAAUUUUGGAUAUACUUUAGGGUUAACUCCUCUGCAGGAUAAGAAACAUUAAUGUAGUGUAAAAAAAACCCAGCUCAUACAGAUUCCACAUGUACAGCAAGCCUUAUGCAACAGCAGUGCUUCUGACACGUUAAAAGAAAAUGGAUGACUUGGAAGAAAAAUACUUCAUUGUUGUAAUUAGGACAUGAUUGAAAUCCAGUCACUGUGUGGUUAUGUAAUGUCUUGAUAAACAAUUAGCCUAUAUUUUAAAUUUGAAUGACAGAUAAUUUCCUUUGUCUUAAUUGCUGUGCUCAAGCUGAUGAAAAGGAUGUUUCUAUAGUGAGCAGCAUCAAUUGUGUGAACGCCCUCUAAAUAGUCCAGGUUUAACAGGUUGCAUCCAACUGUGCCUCUCUGUCUCCCCAGAACUGAUGCUGAAGAUUCAUCUAAGUGCUUAUUUUUAGUUUUCUUCCCACUUCUCUCCAAGAUUCACAACAACAUAGGCGGUAUUACUCAUUUGUGAAAGCUCACCCCCGCCCACUGUACGUUCUGAGGAUGCAGAGUGCUGCAUAGGCCUUGUUGCACUGUCCUAUCAGAAAACAUGUGGUCACGCUGGUGAAGUUUGUGUUGACCUCAUAGACAAUUCUCUUUUUUUUGUUUUUGAUCAGCACCUAUCAUGGCUGCUUCAAACAAAGCCGGCGCCCUUCCUUGCAGUGUAUCCAAACUUGCAUGUCACAAACUCCUUACCAACCUUGAGGAGAAUGUAAUCGAGUGUGAAAGUGCUGUGCUGGAAAUUUUGAAACUACAGGUUCCUUCGAACGCUGUGCUUUUCAAUUACUUUAAUUCAAUCUCUUUUUCACUUGGUAAUUUCUUUUUUUUCUCUGCACUGUGUAGAGACUGCAAUGCAAACUGCAGUCACAAUUUGUGAGCGCAGUGAUUUCCAAUGCAGGGGUAUGCAGUUAUUAUUAAUAUUAUUUUUUCUAAUUUAGUUCUUUUUACUACAAAUUAUAUAAUAUUUUCACCCAUUUAAAUUUGAGAAACAUGACCUAAAUUAAAAUAAAAGUAAAAUAUGUUUAGGUAAACUAGCCACACAAAAAUAAUCAACAAGCGUGACGCCACCAUGGCCAGUGAGGCUAGUCUAGCCAGUCCUCUGGCCACCUCACACAACCAACAAUGAAGGCCUGUAAGUGUUGCUACACUUCCUCAGAGAGGACGAGUUAACUCCACUAAACACUGUUUUUAGUGGAGCUUAAAUAUGAGUCUUCAUGGUGUACAUCUAAAGAGGGGGAAAUUAUUAUUUAAUCUCGUGUUGAAUUUGUAAGUUUGCUCACUUACAAAGAAAUGAACAGACUCUAAUUUUAUGGUUGUUUCAUUUUAAUGGAGUGAGACAGAACAUCAACCAAAAAUUCAGUUUAUAACUUUUUACGCAAUGUGGAUUUUUGGUUUAUUUUUUGUGACUCCCCCCAAAAAUCAAAAUCAAAAAUGAAAAUUAGAGUUCAUUUCUUUGUAAGUGAGCAAAUUUACAAAUUCAUCAGGGGAUCAAAUAAUUAUUUCCCACAUUAAAUAUAGCCGUCAUGAGUGAGUGACUAAAAAAAAAGGGGAUACAGAUCAGUGUGACAAAUGUUUCACAGGAUGCUCAGUGGCUGUAAGAAUAACAUCAGUUAAAGGAUCGAAAAGAAAGAGGAAGUAUUGACAAAAGCACUGUAUUGAUAAUGUGAGCAAUUUGUGACGACUUACAUAAAGGAACUUCCCUAAUAACAGUGCUCAGCAGUGCUUCAAAUUCACUGCUAAUGUCAACAUGCUAACAUGGUGAUCAGAUUAAACAGUGAGAAAGUUCUAGUGUUUAAUUUGAUGCCAAACUGGAACAAGAUACAUUCACUGGCCACUUGUUUGCUUAUAGAACUGCCUUAAUUCUUUGUAGCACAGAUUCAACGAGGUGCUGGAAGCUUUCCUCAGAGAUUUUGGUCCACGUUGACAUGAUAGCAUCACACAGUUACUGUAGAUUUGUCAGCUGUGCAUCCAUGGCGUGAAUCUCCUGUUCCACUACAUCGCAGACGUCCUCUAUUGGAUUGAGAUCUGGUGACUGUGAAACCAGUUUAUGACAGUUUGAGCUUCGUGACAUGGUGCUUUAUGCUACUGGAAGCAGUCGUCAGAAGAUGAGUACAGCAGCAAAACUCGGUUUUGUCACGCUGUGUUGUUUAAACAAUGCUCAGUUGUUGCUAAGAGCCCCAAAGUGUGCCAAGAAAAUAUUCCCCACACCAGACCACCGCCUGCAGCAGCCUGAACCACUGACACAAGGCAGGGUGGAUCCAUGUUUUCAUGCCGUUUACACCCAGUUCUGAUCCCUGUUGCAACAGCAACUGGGAUUCAUCAGACCAGGCAAUGUUUUAGCAAUCUUCUGUUGCUCAAUUUUGUUAAUGUUAUGCAAAUUGUAGCCUCAGUUUCCUGUUCUGAGCUGACAGGAGUGGCACCCAGUGUGGUCUUCUGCUAUCUAGGCCAUCUACUUCAAGGUUAGAAGUAGUGUGUGUUCAGCAGUGCUCUUCGACAUACCUUAGUUGUACCGGUUUGUUAUGUGAGUUACUGUUGCCUUUAUCAACUCAAAGCAUAAGGUAUUUUCACCCAGAGAACUGCCACUCACUGGAUAUUUUCUCUUUCUCACACUAUUGUCUAUAAACCCUAGAGAUGGCUGUGUGGGAAAAUCCCAGCAGAUCAGCAGUGUCUGAAAUACCCAGACCAACCCAUCUGGGACCAAAAACCACAUCACGUUCAAAGUUGCUUGAAUCAUCUUUCUUCCCUAUUCUGUUACAUGUUUUGAACUUCAGCAUGUCAUCUUGACUGUGUCUAAGUGCCUAAAUCUACUGUGUUACUGCCCUGCGAUUGGCUGAUUAGAGAUUUGCAUUAACAAUUACUUGACCAGGUGUAUGUAAUGGAUUGGCUUAUGAAUAUGGGACCAUGUUAUCAAGAAUCUUAUUAGAUUAGAUUAGAUUUCUUAUUAGAUUAGCAAAAGAAAGGGUAAUCACCAAAGUGAAAGUCAUCCACAAGUGAUACAAAAUAUUUAAGAUAUAGAGAUUUUUGAGAUAUUUCAAUUCAAUUUCCAGUUUUAUUUGUGUCAAAUCACAACACCAGUCACCUCAAGGCACUUUAUAUUGUAAAGUCCCCACAAUAAUACAAAGAAAACAGAAAACCUCAACAAUGAAAAGAACACCGUUGGAGCAAGCACUCGGCGACAGUGAGAAGGGAAAAAAAUCCCUUUUAACAGGAAGAAACCUCUGGCAGAACCAGCCGUCCCUCAGGGAGGGACAGCCACCUGCUGGGACCGAUUUCACUCAGCAGUAAGGCAGAAUGCAAAGUCAGCCAAGAUCACAAAAGUCAAGAUCACUGGAUAGAUUGCUAUUCAGUAAAAAUGACUAGAUGUUACAGUCCCCAUGCAUUAUCAGGGACUGUAACAUCUAGUCCUUUUUACUGAAUAGCAAUCUAUCCAGUGCAUUUUGCCACCAGAUUGAUGAACUAUGUUAUGUUUUAGUCUUUAAGGCCAUGUUGAUAGGAUGGCCUUUAUACCCAGAGAAGAAUUUACCCCUCUCCAUAUACAAUAAACCAUGUCUGAACACCAGAAAUGACUGUUCCAGUGUAGAUCUUGAAGACCCACACUAUGACUAAUAUUCUCCUACACUGUAGGUUUGACCACUUUACUACUCUGAGCACCUCUGGUAUGCGCAUUUCCGUUUCCAAUUAUACCGAGACCAUGUAUGCCAUGAAAAAGGCAGCAAAGGCAACUGACAUUUACAAUAGUUUAUUGUGGAUUUGUGAAAUAAAUUAAAUGAAUCAGCAACCAGCUUGACCCGAGUAUACACGCGCACACACACAUACAGGUUAAGUACAAACACAUACUUAAAAACACCCUUUAAUCUUUUUUGUGAUGAUUUGAUAUGCCUACUGCCUGAUCCGGAUUUCAGUUUCAUGCACAUGGUCUCAAAUGCAAAACAGCAACUGAAAGCAAAUAAGGCCAUUUUACUACACUUGAUUACACUGAUUGAAUAACAGUUACAUAAAUAGUGAACUAGAUCUAUGCCAGAGGGACUGUCAGUGUGAUAUAAAGUGUUUUUUUGUUUUGUUUUUUCUGGAAAAUUAUGUGUUCUCUUCACAUGAAGUCAGUCGUAUCCACACAACUUGAGGUCAGCCAUGACACAUGCAUGGUAUUAGUGCUCGUUCUUUCUUUACAAACCAAAGAGAAAAAAAGAAAAAGCCAUUUCUCAGCUGCAGCUGUAGGAGCACUGACACACACAGCCCACCUCCCACACCAUGAAUUUCUAAGACAUCCCUACCACCUACACAGCAUGGUGUUCUGAUUGCACUUGAGUAUCAUUACAUUAAACAUUUGACGCAGCCUGUUACAUUCCAGUGAAAAUCUACAGACUUGUUAUUGGACGGUUAAGGA